AUGCACACCAUCAAUAAUAUCACAGACUUAAUCUAAUUCUUAAAUAGAAUAGGACAAGGGCAUUUAGUUGAAAAUAUUUACAAUUUCACUGAGGAAGAAUAGAAUGAAUUUUUAUAAUAGGUUAAUAGGUUAAAUAAAUCCUAUCCUGGAGGACUUGAAUAAUACACAAAGAGUGCUAGAGUUUUUCUAAAAAAUUCAACUGAAAAUAUCAAUCCUUAUGAACGUUUCACUCCUUCUGUGCCAAUCGGUGAAAAAAUAAACUUCUCAUCAUAUGAAGAAGUAGAAUAUUUAGAGUCUAUUGGACGUGAAGAGUUAAAUUAAACUGCUUUUGUCUUAGUUGCAGGAGGUUUGGGUGAAAGACUUUAAUACAAUGGAAUUAAAAUUGGAAUCGAGUUUGAGUUAACUACAGGCUAGACGUUCUUGAAUUAUUAUUUAGAUUUCAUCAAAGCUUUCAAUGAAAAAGCAGAAUUAGCCAUUAUGACUUCUGAUGAUACCUAUAAUUUAACAAUGAAACUUCUUGAAGAUAAUAAUUAUUAUGAUUUUCCUAAGGAUUAGAUUAUAAUCUUGAAGUAAGAAAAAGUUCCUGCUAUGAUAGAUAAUGAAGCACGCUUAGCUUAAAUGCCUGGUUCUUUACUUAUUGAGACUAAGCCUCAUGGAAAUGGAGAUGUUCAUACUUUACUUUUUCAGCGUUAACUUCCUUAAAGAUGGAUGAGAUAAGGUAAAAAGUGGAUUGUUGUAUUCUAAGAUACUAAUCCUCUUGUAUUUCGCGCUCUACCAUCAGCUUUGGCUGUUUCUAAGACAAAAAACCUAGAAGUAAAUUCAUUAACUAUCCCUCGUAAACCUGGUGAGGCUAUUGGCGCUAUUUGUAAAUUGACUAAAGGCGAUCAAAAACUCACCAUUAAUGUUGAAUAUAACUAAAUUGGUUCUCUUGUUCCUAAGGAGCCUGUUGAUAAGUAUGGAUAUUCUAUAUUUCCUGGAAAUGUUAAUUGCAUUGUUUUUAGCAUUGAAGAAUACAAUUCAACUCUUUAAAAAACAUAAGGCUUAAUAAAAGAAUUUGUUAACCCUAAAUAUACAGAUUCUACUAAAACCAAAUUUAAAAGUUCUUGUCGUUUAGAAUGUAUGUAUGAAGAAUAUCCAAAACUACUUGAAAAUGAUAGCAGAGUUGGAAUAACUUAAGUUAGUAGAGCUUUUUGUUUCAGUACAGUUAAAAAUGACAUUAAAACUGCAAGCUAAAAAUAUCAACAAAAUCUUGGUCCUGAAUCUGCGUCAACAUGUGAAUAAGAUCUCUAUUCUAUGAACAGAGUAAUUCUCAAAUUAGUUGGAGUAGAAGUUGAAAGUUCAAAUGUCCCAGAAUAUGAAUUUUAAGGUAUUAAGCUUAAUCUAUCUCCUCAAAUUAUUCUUAAACCUUCUCUUGGAGUUACAUUAGCAGAAAUAAAACAAAACAUUAAAAACAACAAAAUAACUAUAAGUAAAAAUAGCUCCGUGGUUUUUGAUGGUGAAACUUUCAAAGAAGAAAAUGGAAGCUAUGAAAUAGAUGGGCAAUUCAAUAUACCUUUAUAAUAUUAAUCUAAAUCUAAAUAUAGAUCUUUUAUUGAAAUUGAUGAAAAUGCUCCCUAACACUUAUAAAUUAGAGGAUAUGACAUUAAUAGAAACUGA
Molecule: messenger RNA, 1656 nt
Organism: Tetrahymena thermophila SB210
Lineage: Eukaryota; Ciliophora; Oligohymenophorea; Hymenostomatida; Tetrahymenidae
Product: UDP-sugar pyrophospharylase, putative
Exons: 3
Biological process (GO): UDP-N-acetylglucosamine biosynthetic process
Molecular function (GO): UDP-N-acetylglucosamine diphosphorylase activity
Source: RefSeq, a predicted model, not a curated record